AUGGCCAAGACCUACGACUACCUGUUCAAGUUGUUACUGAUCGGUGACUCGGGUGUGGGAAAGACGUGCGUGUUGUUCCGUUUUAGCGAAGAUGCAUUUAAUACGACGUUCAUAUCUACAAUCGGCAUUGAUUUUAAAAUACGAACCAUUGAAAUGGAUGGCAAGAAAAUUAAAUUACAAAUUUGGGAUACUGCUGGCCAAGAACGUUUUAGAACAAUCACAACAGCGUAUUACCGUGGUGCCAUGGGCAUUAUGUUAGUAUAUGAUGUCACUAAUGAAAAAUCUUUCGACAACAUCAAAAAUUGGAUACGUAACAUUGAGGAAAAUGCAUCAGCUGAUGUAGAAAAAAUGCUGCUAGGGAACAAAUGUGAACUUAAUUCAGGACGUCAGGUAUCAAAAGAACGUGGUGAACAAUUAGCAGUAGAGUAUGGUAUAAAAUUCAUGGAGACAUCGGCAAAGGCUAGUGUCAAUGUUGAGGAGGCUUUUCACACUCUGGCCAGAGAUAUCAAGACAAAAACAGAAAAGAAACUGGAAGCAUCCAAUCCUCCCAAAGGUGGUGUGCAAUCUAGUGGUGGUCACCAUUUAAGAGAUAAUAAUGGAACAAAAAAACUUGGUCAAGGUGGUGGAAGUGCAGCUGCACUCAAUUGGUUGUCAUCAAGAUGUACAGUGCUCUGA
Molecule: messenger RNA, 675 nt
Organism: Macrosiphum euphorbiae (potato aphid)
Lineage: Eukaryota; Metazoa; Arthropoda; Insecta; Hemiptera; Aphididae
Source: the annotation of a GenBank genome assembly